CAACACCCAAAAGUCAAGCAAGGCAGGCGUAACAACAGUAAGUGUACAAUCGUCGCCAGAACAGCAAAGCGCGCACAAACACGAAGAAGCACGUUGCUGAAGGAUGGAGAGACAGAGCAAAAGCACCAGCAAUGGUGGGGGUGUUGGUGGUGGGCUGCGGAAGGUGUGGAGGUUCCCUGUUCGGACAGCUGGGGUGGCAGCAACAGAGGAUGCGCACUGGACGCUCACGUCUGACAUGCAGCACUCCUUUCACACCGUCGUGGAAUCCCUCAGCCCGCUCAUGGACCGGUGCAAGAAGCGGUGUGAGACGACGAAGCGUGCUGGUCGGGUGGAUGCGUUCCAGAUCAUGGCUGCCCGGGUUCUGAGCUUGGCGGACCACGUGCGCGUGACGUUCUCCUUGGUCAGCGCCAUGGCGCGCGAGCUGCUGGAGAUGGAGGAGCAAGCGGCGUGCACGGAUCCAGGUGAGCGCCCAUAUCCGCACCCACCAGCGACGCCCCGCACUGCGCUGCGUGCGCACGAUCCUGACGCGGCGGCACGGCGCCGACAAAACCUUGGCUGGCACUACGUGGACGACAUGCACUACGACCAGGGCAUGAUGAAGGCGCGCAUGUCCCUCGCGGAACUCAACCGAAUGCGUGCAAAGGAGAUUCGGUUGGCGUAUGUGUGCGGGUUUCGAGAUGCGCUCAAGCAACUGCUGGAAUGGACGCGCAAGCACACACACGACACAGGUGUGGUGUCGGCCAAGACAUUGUAUGCACACUUGGUUGAAGCGGCAACAACGGAGAACGCGGCCCACGAAGAUGACAUGGACUUGAGCGCGCUAUCAAGUAAGCUUACGGAGGCGUCAAAGCUGGAUCCCGGGAUGGGCCUGCUCGGCACGCUGACGAUGGAUACGUGUGGCGACAGCGCACUGCUGCCAGCACACCCACCGGCGCGUGCAAUCCAACCAGACCUCACAGCACAGAGGAAGGGCACGUUUGCCAACUUUCUGCGGAGGAGGCGGCAGGCGGCCCAGGACGGCAACAGCACACGCCACGCACACCCUCGUGUUCUCCAAGACUCCGUGCCCAGGAAGCACGGCGCCCCCACCACAUCAAACACGCCAACAGCUGCAUCGCCCGUGGGAAAGGCAACGCUGAGCCAAACAGCAAGCAAUGACCGUAAGCAAAACACACGGUCCCCUGCCCACCACAACAACACCACCACUACUCUAGCAUCAAUGCAGCACCAGCUGCAGCAGCAGCAGUCAGUGCAGAUGCCAGGCGAUGCUUCUUCGCGUGUGGGUGCGGGCAGGGACAGGCUGAAGCUCAAGCGCGAGCCAAAGGGGGACUGGAGCAGCGACGAUGACGAUGAGGAGGAUUCGGAAAACGCGCCGAAACAGUGGAGUGGUGACGUGAUGCGUGGCGGUGACCAGGAAUCUCUUGUGCGUGUUGCCCACAAGCAACGCAAGAUGCGUGUACCCAACAAGCACACGUGACAGGAACAGCAGUGUGGUUGUGGGGAUUGCACCGCGACUGGCUUCACAGGACAGGCACAAGGCUACAACGUGACGUGUAUGUGUGUGUGUGUGUGUGUGUGUGUGUGUGUGUGUGUGCAGGGUGAGGGAUGUUUGUCUUUUUCUAACUGAAACUGUACGAUAAUUAAAGUCGUUGAUGUGACAAGUGAUGACGUGA
Messenger RNA from Salpingoeca rosetta, 1673 nucleotides. RefSeq lists its product as uncharacterized. The transcript has 5 exons. The record is from RefSeq and is a predicted model, not a curated record. NCBI's taxonomy places the organism in Eukaryota, Choanoflagellata, Craspedida, Salpingoecidae. Bases 104 to 1477 code for a protein of 457 amino acids.